This is a messenger RNA of Colletotrichum destructivum, 447 nucleotides long. RefSeq lists its product as uncharacterized. The transcript has a single exon. The coding region runs from base 1 to 447 and encodes 148 amino acids. The record is from RefSeq and is a predicted model, not a curated record. Lineage: Eukaryota; Fungi; Ascomycota; Sordariomycetes; Glomerellales; Glomerellaceae.
AUGACAAGACUAGAAAAAGGGGGCGUGGAAAUGAGGGGGACGAGCAAAGGAGACAAAGGGCCAUUCGGAACGAGCCUUUGCGCUAGAAACCAGUCGCGAGUUGCAACGGGGCGGCAGCGGCGGCAUAUCGCCAGUCGCACACUGCGUCGUCCUCCUGUGCCGUGCCGUGUCGGUGUCGGAGGACCCUCCCAUUCCAUGUCAUUGUCUGUGACCACGUGGUAUAUGUACGUAUGUAGGUUAGUAGGUAAUAUCUCAACAAUUAAAUGGCACCCUUUGUCGACGGACUCACAGAUGACGAACGCGCGUCAACGUCGGAUUGAGUUUGAUACACAGCCAUCCUCCCGGUUGUUUCCCUCUCUCCAACAAGCACGAGAUAGGAUAGCGAUUGUCAAGUCUCGGGAUGACAGAAUUAUAAGUAGGAGUAAACAGGUUAAAGAUGCAAUGUAA